GACUCAUAUAUAGUUUGUGGGACAAAUGCGAUGCCGUCGGCAGGGUUGGUGAUCUGUUCUAUCAUUUAGCCACGACAGCAGGUAAUAUGGUGCUGCUUAUGCGUGUGCAGUCAAUCAUGCCGAUUGCAUAUAAGAUGAAGACGCUUAUUUUGCAUUGCUCAGCACUGUUUAUACGAAUCAUACUUGGUAUUGUCGAUGUUAUUUUGAUCCAUAUGGAUAAUUAUGCUGACGGUACUUGUCAUUACGUUGUCAAAGAAUACUGGGGUCCAGUUUAUACGUUAUAUGAUACCUUUAUUGAUCUAUACGUUUCAAUCAUGAUAAUAAUAAUUAUUAUCAAUCACAUCCGGUCUCUCAAGUCUGACAGCUUGCGAGGGAAUACGAUUCUUUACACAUCUGUCAUCUAUUAUAAUGCGAUACGAACAGUGUGUUUAACUAUUGCAAAUUUUCUGUCCGCUUUUUUUGUCAUAAUGGAUGCUAAAUUAGUUAUGUUAUUGUGGCCUAUCAUCAAUAUUGUUUUUGUCGUACUAAUAGGAUACGAUGCAGAUGUUAUGAAGACAAUACAAAAAUUACGACAGAAAGACUGGCAAAUAACAGCAGCGGCAACAGCUCAUAACGCAUUCAUCGUCGGCCAGUUGCCAUCCGUAUCACAACCAAAUCAAGCAAUGAAUGGAUCAUUAAAGAAAGGUAUUCAAGCGAAAUUUUCCUAAUAUUGCCAUGAAUGAUACCACUGUCUAUUCAACAGAGGAGUGGAAGCCUAUAACGGUUAUUUCUAUGGGACAGAACCAAAUAUCUACUGAUUCAUUGAAGCAUACAGCAUUUCGUGAUGCAAUUGAUAGACAAGUUGAUCACGUUCAGAUUAAUUGAUGCUCUCCGUAAUUGCAUGCCAAUUUGUACCCCAGCGAUUAUCUAUUAUACUCCUUCUCCAUAAAAAUACCAUCAAGAUUACCAUAAAAUCACUCUGCUCAUGCGAUUACACUGUUUUAAUUGCAUAAUUAUCAAAGUGGAACAGUUCGUAGUCUAUAGUAGUCGUGAUUAGCAUAUUGCUGUGACGAGAC
Molecule: messenger RNA, 1055 nt
Organism: Mycotypha africana
Lineage: Eukaryota; Fungi; Mucoromycota; Mucoromycetes; Mucorales; Mycotyphaceae
Exons: 3
Coding region: 87-707 (206 amino acids)
Source: RefSeq, a predicted model, not a curated record